Molecule: messenger RNA, 924 nt
Organism: Pseudophryne corroboree (corroboree frog)
Lineage: Eukaryota; Metazoa; Chordata; Amphibia; Anura; Myobatrachidae
Product: olfactory receptor 10G2-like
Exons: 1
Coding region: 1-924 (307 amino acids)
Biological process (GO): G protein-coupled receptor signaling pathway
Cellular component (GO): membrane
Molecular function (GO): G protein-coupled receptor activity; olfactory receptor activity
Source: RefSeq, a predicted model, not a curated record
AUGGACAAGAACAGCUCAACUGUUGUAACUGAAUUUAUCCUUAGAGGACUUCCUCACCCAAGUGAGCUCCAGGUUCCCCUGGUUAUGAUUUUCUCGCUCAUAUAUAUCUUUACUUUUGUGGGUAACUUUACCCUCAUUAUAGCCGUUAAAAAGACUCCUGAUCUUCAAACCCCUAUGUAUUUCUUUCUUUCCAAUCUUUCUUUCCUGGAUAUUUGUCUUUCUUCUGUCACUUUACCAAAACUAUUGGGGAACUUCCUGUUGGAUAAAACUAUUCCUUUUAGUGGUUGUAUAUCCCAGUUAUACUUUUUCCAUUUCUUGGCAAGCUGUGAGUGUUUCCUUUAUACUGUCAUGGCGUAUGAUCAGUAUGUGGCCAUAUGUCGCCCCUUGCACCAUGGCAACCUAAUGAGCAGGAAGGUAUGCAUGUGCUUUGCCUUUGGAUGCUGGUUGACUGCCUCUCUACACUCUAUGGUUCACACAGUUUUAACUUUUCAUGUGCCCUACUGUCGUUCCAACAAGAUAGAUUAUUUCUUCUGUGACAUAAUUCCCAUUCUAAAACUGGCUUGUGCUGAUACUACCAUCAAUAAGACUGUGACCUUGGCCAACAUUGGAGCCAUAGCCCUGCUAUGCUUUAUUUUAAUUCUAACAUCAUAUGGCCAUAUUCUUAUAGCUAUUAUGAAGAUGAAGACUGUGGACGCAAGAAAGAAAACCUUCUCUACAUGUGCUUCCCAUGUUACUGUAGUUAUGUGUUUUUAUGUUCCUUGUGUAUUUAUUUAUAUGCAGCCCUAUUCCGGCACCUCACUGGACAGCUUCAUAGCUAUUUUCUACACUCUCAUCACUCCACUUCUAAAUCCAGUCAUCUAUAGUUUACGGAAUGAAAAGGUGAAAGCAGUCCUGAGCAAACUUGUUAGAGGAAGAUGUCUUUAA